Molecule: messenger RNA, 1071 nt
Organism: Capsicum annuum
Lineage: Eukaryota; Viridiplantae; Streptophyta; Magnoliopsida; Solanales; Solanaceae
Product: transcription factor PRE1
Exons: 2
Coding region: 513-791 (92 amino acids)
Biological process (GO): regulation of growth; regulation of DNA-templated transcription
Molecular function (GO): protein dimerization activity
Source: RefSeq, a predicted model, not a curated record
AUAGCUUACCUCCUAAUUAGCUAACAAAAUAUAUAUGGUAUUAUUAUUUGUACAGAAUUUAAUUUUAGCAUAACUCACCUCCAAAUCAGCUACCAUACCAAACGAGCAUAACUAGUAUAGAACUUGGAGUUGUAGUAGUAGAAGUAAGUGUGAGUUACCAUUACCACUUAAGAAAAAGUUUUUACUGAAAAAGGAGGUGUGUUUCUUGAAUGCAAUUGUCCAACAUCACUUUCUAUGUUUUCUCUCUCUUUCCUUGUGGUCCUUUAAAGCUAGUUCGUUAUCUCUUCUCUUCUUACUCUCUCCUUUUCUCUAACUAGUAACUACCACACCACAACUUCUUCUUCCUCUCCUUAUUCCCAACUUCCACAACAAAAACAAUAGGAAGAAAACUCUUCUUUCUUUUACAUCUAUAAGCUUUCCAUUCUAGCAAAACAGAUAAAAAGGAGACGAAUAUCCAAACCUAAAUUUGUGAGAGAAAAGAGAGACAUAUUUUUAUUUUUUUGAAUUUAAGGAUGUCAAGCAGAAGGUCGAGGCAGUCAUCAACAGGGUCUUCGAGGAUUUCAGAUGAUCAAAUUAUUGAACUCGUCUCAAAAUUGCAACAACUUCUUCCAGAGAUUCGCAAUCGUCGCUCUAGCAAGGCAUCGGCAUCAAAGGUACUUCAAGAAACUUGUAACUACAUAAGAAAUUUGAAUAGACAAGUGGAUGAUCUUAGUGAUCGACUUUCUCAGUUACUCUCCACUAUUGAUGCUGAUAGUCCAGAAGCUGCAAUCAUCCGUAGUUUAUUAAUGUAGUAACUAUAUAAUUAAUGAUGUUUUUUUUAUUUUCCAUUUCUAAAUAUUGGAGUUAUAUUUAUAUACUACCAAGUUCUUGUUUUUUCUUUUUUGUUGCUCUAGUAGACUCAGGUGGUCACUAGCUAGGCCAAUCAUGAGUUAGAAUUUAAUUAGAAUUCAACUGUUAGUAGUGCUGGUUGAGCCAAUGUGAUCCCCUAGCUACGUACGGUCACACGCUUGUAAUUAUAUUUCCCUUAGUUAUAUAAUUAAUUAAUAAGAUAUGAACUUUUGUGCUUUAAAA